Molecule: messenger RNA, 2464 nt
Organism: Penaeus vannamei (Pacific white shrimp)
Lineage: Eukaryota; Metazoa; Arthropoda; Malacostraca; Decapoda; Penaeidae
Source: RefSeq, a predicted model, not a curated record
UUCAAAAACUACUCAAAACCGUACAAAAUGCCGCACUGCGAGAUAAAUUUUGAUAGCAGCUAUAGAACGAUGUCAGAGAGAUCGCCAGUAUGAUUAAUUAGGCUGCGCGACGUGAUUCUUUAAACCGGAGCGCCAGACGGCUAACUCCAUGUCCAAACUACGGAAACCGAAUCACCGGCCACAACCCCCGCUACCAGAAGCUCGCUCGCUCAAAGACCAUUUAUUUCCACGUCGCUCACGAACGCCUUUUCCGCCUCCCAUCGAACAAUAAGUACAGGAGAGUUGCGCCUGCACAUGCACCGGGGCAAGAAAUGCAAUAUGCCCAGGAUGCAGUGUUCGCCCGGCGGAAGCCAUUGGUCAGAGUGCAGGGAUUGGAACACGGCCGCCGCCUGUACCUCCUCCUCCGUACCAGCUCAGUCACUGGACUAAGUUGAACCACGUUAGACCGGCUAUUGUGGAACAAAAUAUACCAGUACAAGCGAAUGUACCAGUGGAAAACGCGGGUUAGCGCCGGCCUCCUCGCUUCGCCAUGAAAAUUGCCAAGAAGCUCCUGCCUCUCAAAGCCCAUUAUUUCUUCUUCUUGGGAUGCAUGUCCCCCGUCCUUCCCUUCCUGAUGGUGGUGGCGCUGCAGCUGGGCGUCCCCGUGUCGGUGCAGGGGACCAUCUACGCCACGUCCCUCCUCCUGACGGUGCUGGGGAAGCCCCUCAUCGCCGCCCUGGCCGACUGCUUCCCCAACUUCAGGAAGGCCAUCUUCUUGGUCGUCAUCACCAUCAUGGUGGUCUCCUACAGCUGCGUCAGGUUCAUCCCCCCCAUGAGAGAUCCGCCGGUUUUGAGAGGGAGGUUCGUCCUCGCUCCCGCCGGGCAGGUUGGGAAUCCUUCAGCGUCUCCUCCUCCUCCUCCUCCUUCUGUGUCUCCUUCGUCGCUGGUACUGACGUCGGGAGGCGAGGUCGAGUCGGGUCAGGAGGUCGUCGGGGAAGCAAAGCCAAUGCUUGUGACUCAGGACGAUGGGGGUUGUUUCAUCGCCAUGUCCUGGGACUGCAUAGCCACAUGCAACCAGCCCUGGGCAUGUCUCAACAGCAACAUGACCUCUGGCGCUGACCUGAAGGCGACCCACGUCCCCACUGACCUCGGCGACGUAGCAGAGGGCGGGGGCGAGGCGGAGGGAGGGUCAUCUGAAGGGAGUUGGAUGGUGACGGCGCCCAACGCUCGCUUUUACAGACUCGAGGGAUCCGAUGUCCCACCGAUGGACCUUGUGGAUGUGAAUAUUACACUGGAGUGCGCGGGCGGGGAGUGGAAGGGAGAAUCCUGCAUAUCCGCGUGGAGUUAUGGAGAGUUCUGGUUGUAUUUCCUCCUCUUGAUCAUCGGUCAGCUGUGCUUCAACACGGCCAACUCCAUCACGGACGCCAUUGCUGUUGAUUCAGUGGGCGAAGGAGGGGCUUUCGGCGUGCAACGAGCGUGGGGAACCGUCGGAUGGGGGUUAAUGGGCCCCAUUAGCGGCUACCUCAUCGACUGGUGGUCCGGGUCCUCAGUCACGAAGGACUACACCCCAGCCUUCCUGCUCGUCUUUUUACUUGGCUCUGUUGAUAUCCUGUUGUCGGCUGCGACGCUUAAGGUCCCAGAAAUGAAGUCAGACAACGCCAUGUUAAAGAACCUGCGACCUCUCCUAAGUGAUGUUCGUUUCUUCACCUUCUGUUGCUUCGUUAUCAUGAACGGCUGUUUCGAUGGCGUCGUGGCUAAUUUCAUAUUCAUCAUGCAAGAGGACAUGAGUCGGGGAACUUCAGCCAUGAGUUACAUGAAGUUUUUGCAAGGAUUCACGCUCUUCGUCCAAUGCGCUAUAGAGGCGCCUUUCAUGUUCGUCUAUAGUUGGUUCCUGAGAAAAAUGGGCGCGCAGCAGGUAACGUCCCUCGUGUUCUUCCUGUACAUCUUCCGCCUCCUUGGUCUCUCGGUCGUGGGCGCCUACGGUCCUGCGUGGGCGACGCUGCUGGUGGAAUUCCUCAACGGUCCCUGCUAUGGCCUCGGGUACACCGCCAUCGUCGUCUAUGCCGCUAAGAUCUCUCCGGGAACGUCCAAUACGGUGCAGAGCGUCGUGAACAUUUGCUAUGAGAGUUUCGGCUACGCGACGGCGAGUUUGGUGGGCGGCGUCUUAUACCAGCAGUUCGGGGGUCCCAGAAUGUACCUCAUCUUCGGAAGUGUCUCAAUACUGGUUUUCUUGCUGCACGUCCUGUCGCUCCGGUUCCUGCCGCCCCCUGAGGCCCUAACGAACGGGGAGGUGACACGGGCGCGGAGAGGAGACGCCCACGACGCAGAAGAGAAGGCCGCCCUCAGCCUCGAGUCCCCGAUGGAGAGUAACCACCGGGGAAGCGUCGACACCCAGCACCAGGAGGAGGCGGUGAAGGAGGAGGAGGAGGAGGAGGAGGAGCGGGGAGGCGGGAGAGAAGAUGGAGAGGCGGUGGAGAUGAUAUAA